AUGGAACUGUACCAUCUGACAUUGCAACGGCAGAGCAAUUAUGUGCACUCUGUCAAGGGUUCGUUUCUUGGGCGAGACAGCAAUGAGCUUGUUGUAGCUACACAGACUCAUAUAGAGUUGUAUGACUUCGCUGGGAAAGUCAGACGGAAGGUGGGCAAUGACAUUGUUCUUUUCACGUCUCUGUUGGCGCUGGAUACCAUAUGGGACGAGGAUGGGCUCGCGCACCUUGUUAUGCUGGGCCAGAAUGGUAACCUUGUAGUCGCCAAGUUCGCUCUUUCUGGUGACAGGUUACAACUGGACAGUGAGUUUCUAUACAGGUUUGAUAACUCAGUGGAGAAGACCUGGCUCCCGAAAGUAGUCGCGAAUAAGAGCUCCAUUUUGGUAACUUGGGGUUUGACCCAGAAAAUAGUUGUGCCCGUGAGCUGGAGUCAGGAACCAAGGUUCCGCUCGCCUAUCUUCUUCUCUAAUGCAGAACACUCAGUGGUACUAGAGCUAUGUUCGUUGACUUCGUUCGAGGACCACUAUGUCUCUUUAGAAUUGGAUACCCGGUUGAAAGUGUACAAGCUGAACUUCCUGUUCUUCGAUCGCAAUCUGCAGUCUUUGCUUCUUACAAAUUCAUACAACCUGAAAUCAAACGAAGUCGAUGACCGUCCAAAUUUCAUCACCGAUAUACCUGACCUAGCGGUCUAUGGAGUCUCAACAGCAAUAAAUAAGUCUACAUCGAAGAAGAAUCCCUUUGUACUGAUUGGAUUCAAUAAGCACAUUUUGAUCAAAGACAUGAUGGGGAUCUAUAGCUUAAAAUGCGAGUUUCCUGCUGAUAUUAUGGAGUCAUUACCGAUGGAUAAGAAGCUGCUGAUAGUGGCGUCAGAUCUACAAAUUUUGAAGAAUAAUGUGGGAUUUCUGUUAUUGCUGCAGACAAAUACCGGUCAUUUAUUUAAAGUGAUUAUAUUCCCAAAUGAAGAGGAUAGAAAUAGACCCAUUGCAAAGCUUGGAUAUUUUGACAAAGUGAAACACAUUUCAAACAGCUCUAAAUUGCACAUAUUCAAUAACGGUUCGAUGUACAUAAAUUCCCAAUUCAAUUAUGACCAUGUUUACUUGAAUUUUGAGAGUAUUGGCGAUAAUGAUGAAAAUUACGAUAAAAUUGAUAACGAAAAUGAAAAUAUAUCUGUUAUUUCAAAACAUACCAAUAUAAAUCCAAUAGCUUUAAAUUUGUGCCUGAUGGAAAAUAUGCCGUUAACAUUCAUGCAUUUCCAAGGUGGAAAUCGAACGACAGAUAGUGAAAAAGUGAACAUCAUAAGAAACGCCAUUCCUUUGAAAGAGUAUGUUUCCUCGCCACUGCCCCAAGGUGUCUCCAACAUUUUCACAAUUAAAACACAGUAUCAAUCUUACCACUCAUUUAUUUUCCUCACCAUGAUUAACUUCACCACUGUUAUUCUGAAAAUAGCUGACGAUUCUAUCGAGCAAUAUAUUCCAGCGUCGGACACUUUUAAAUUGAAAGAUGAUAUGACCAUCCAUGUCGCCACUAUGGGGGAUAAUUCCAUCAUACAAGUAUGUAAAGAUGAAUUCAGACAGAUUCUACUAGACUCCAAAGAUGAGGAAAACUUCAAAAUGAAUUUAAAGUGGUAUCCACCUGCUGGUGUAUCCAUCCUUUCUGCCGUCUCUAAUUUCUCACAGUUGAUCUUAGCUUUGUCAAACAAUGAGAUUGUUUAUUUACAAUUAGAAAAUAAUACGCUGAUAGAGUAUAAGAAUAGACCUGAAUUACCGGAUGUAAUCACAUCAUUGGCACUACUGAAUGAUAACACCAAGAAGAGCGAGAUUCUGGCUGUCGGAACUUCAGACAAUAUGGUUAAUGUUUUAUCUUUGGAAAUUGUUGACGAAGCUAUCUCGUUUGAAACUGUUGUAUUUCAGGCAUUGGAUGCUAUACCGUCAUCACUUUUGAUUCUUAACCAAGGUCACAAGCUAGUCAAUCUUCAUAUAGGUGUGGAAGAUGGGUCAUAUCUAGUUAAUAGGUUAGACUUGCGGAAUAUGUCUAUAAAUAACAUUUUAAGAAAGCAACUUGGAACCAGAUCGAUUAAGGCCUUAAAUCACAUUGGUGUUGACCUGCGCAAUGAUACUUUACAAUAUGAUGAUGAUGAAAGUGGCAAUUCUAAGGAAAAUACUUUGAAAAACCGUGGUGAAAAGACAUCUGUUGUGGUUAUUCAUGGCAAUAGAACGUGGGCAAAUUAUUCAUCACAUUCUAAUAUGUAUAUAAGGCCACUAUAUCUAAAGGAUAGUCGAAGAUUGAUUACAACAAAGGAGUUCUCUUCUGCUAGCAUAGAUUCUGGUGGCAGCUGUUGUUCUCUUAGUGCAUCUGGAUCUCUUUUAAUUGGUGGAUUUGAUUUCUUACCAUGGGUUGGUAAUUGGUUUAGCAAAGAUGCGGUAGCAAUACAAUUAUCUGAUGAUUCCUCAACAGCUGUCUCUGGCGGUGAUUCAACUGAUGGUAGUGAUGAUGACGAGGAUUAUGAUGAAGAAAAAUUAGAGGAAUUUGAUAUUCACUGUAGGAAAUUUUUGAAUUUUAAUGAUCAAGGGAAAAGCACGGUAUUGGUUUUUGAAAAUACAAUUGACGAUAAGGCAGAGAGUACUCUUUGUAUAAUCAACAAGAAAGAUAUUUCUCCAAUGACUAUAUCUGAUGAUGGUAAGUCUGUCUUCCGCAAAUCAUUACCUUUUAAGACUAGAGACGUAGCCUUGAGUAAGCUAGGUACAAAAAAAUGGUAUCUGUUUGUUUUGUCGACUUCGAGUACAAUUUUCACAUACGGAAUAAAAACCUCGACUGAUGGCACGGUGGAUCUGAAAAUGGAGCUAAUUCAUGAAACUCAUUUUGAUAAUGAAGUGUUUUGUAUAAAAGUGUUCAGAGAUAUGUUGAUUGUACCACAAUACAAUAGACUAUUGUUUUGUGAGGUGGGUAAAACAAAGCUACUCAACAAGAUGAUUGGUCCUGCUGUUGACUAUGUUGAGAAAAUUACUGUGUUGGAUUGUUGGGCUGAUGAUAGAAUCGCAAUUGGAGACUUUAGAAAUUCUGUUAGCCUCUUACAGUUUUCAUCCAGUCAUGAAGUGAAUGUAAUAGCAAACGAUAUUUGUACUCGAGAUGUAACCGCCAUCAAGUUCUUGGAUCGUUCGACUAUUAUUGGUGGUGAUAAAUUCGGUAGUGUUUGGGUUUUAAGAUUAUCAAUACAAGAUGAGAAGAUUCUUCAAAGUUGUGACAAUAACAAAGUUGAACUACAACAGCAUUUGCUAAGAGAAAAAGGCACAUUAAGAGAGAAAGCGCCAAAUAUCUUAAAUACAUACUUCAAGCUUGAUUUGGUUAACCAGUUUUUUAUCAAUGACAUUGUGACGGGUUUUUCUGUAGAGGAAAUCACACAGGCGAGUGAUAGACCUAUCAUAUUUUAUUAUGGGAUCCAAGGCACGAUUGGUUGUUUACUACCGUUACUUGUGAAAUCAGAAAUUUCUAAACUGAGAAGUAUUGAACAAAUGAUGAAGUCCGCUGAUGAGACUUGGUUCUUAAAGAAUGAACUGCUUAAUGAAAAAAUAGGCAUCGAGCUAGAAGAUAAGGAAAAUCAUGAGUAUGAUUUGGCUGUGCAUUCAGUAAUUGACCAUGAAGUUGGCCGGACAGCAGGCAACUGGGCUUCGAGUUCCGGAUUUAUAGAAGGGAAAUUCACAACUUUGGAUUGUGAUCACACUGCUUACAGAAGUUACUAUGCACCGGUAAAAAAUGUGAUAGAUGGUGAUAUAUGUGAGACUUACUUAAACUUGACUGACGACCUUAAGGCAUACCUCACCAAACAUGCAUCCCCUGAUAAUGAUUUGACUACCAUUGUACAAACCCUAAUGAAGGUGAGGAAUAACUUCAUCUAG
Nakaseomyces glabratus is the source of this 3891-nucleotide messenger RNA. It is a transcript of the gene RSE1, whose product is annotated as U2 snRNP complex subunit RSE1. Lineage: Eukaryota; Fungi; Ascomycota; Saccharomycetes; Saccharomycetales; Saccharomycetaceae. Gene Ontology annotation, cellular component: U2 snRNP; nucleus. The record is from RefSeq and is a predicted model, not a curated record. Gene Ontology annotation, biological process: mRNA splicing, via spliceosome. Gene Ontology annotation, molecular function: protein binding; U2 snRNA binding.